AUGGUGGUCGUUGUGGUGGUUGUAGUGGUGGUGGUGGUGGUUGUUGUGGUGGUGCUGGCCAUGACGGUGGUUGUGGUAGCCAUGGUGGUGGUGGUGGUGGCCAUGGAGGGUGUGGUGGUGUGGUUGGUAAUGGUGGUGGUGGUGGUAAUGACGGUGUUGGUGGUGGUGGCAGUGAUUGUUUGUUGUAGUGCUGCUGGUUGUUGUGGUGGUUGUGGUGGUGGUGGUCAUGGCGAUGGUUGUGGUGGCCAUGCUGGUGGUGGUGGUGGCCGUGGUUGUUUAGUGGUGGUGGUGGAUGUGGGGGUGUGGUGGUGGGGUAGUGGUGGUGGUGACCGUGGUGUUGAUUUUGGGAGUGGUAGUGGUGGUGGUCGUGGUUAUGGUUAUGGUGGUCAUGGUUGUGGUGCUGGCCUUGUUGGUGGAGGUGCUAUUGUUGGCCGUAGUGGGAGUAGGGGUAGUGGUGGUUGUUAUGGCUGUGGUGUUGGUGAUGGUGGGGGUGGUGGUUGUGGGGGUGGUGGUAGUGGCGGUGGUGGUGGUGGUAAGGGUGAUUGUGUUGGUGGUUAUGGUAGUGGUGGUGGUGACCGUGGUGUUGAUUUUGGGAGUGGUAGUGGUGGUGGUUGUGGUGCUGUUGUUGGCCGUAGUGGGGGUAGGGGUAGUGGUGGUUGUUAUGGCUGUGGUGUUGGUGAUGGUGGGGGUGGUGGUUGUGGGGGUGGUGGUGAUAGUGGUCGUGGUGUGGUAGGGGUGGGGAUGAUUGUUUCGGGUGGUGGCUGUGGUGGUUGUGGUGGUGGUGGUGAUGAUGGUGGUCAGGGUGGCGGUUGUAGUGGUGGUCAUGGUGGUGGUGGUGGGGUGGGAAUGAUUGUUCAGGGUGGUGGCCGUGGUGGUUGUGGUGGUGGAGGUGAUGGUAGUGGUCAAGGGGCAGUUGUGGUGGUGGUCAUGGUGGUGGUGGUGGGUGGUUGUGGUGUGGUAGGGGUGGGGAUGAUUAUUCAGGGUGGUGGCCGUGGUGGUUGUGGUGGUGGUGGUGAUGGUGGUGGUCAAGGUGGCGGUUGUGGUGGUGGUCAUGGUGGUGGUGGUUGGGUCCGUCGCAAUGGUUGUGGUGGUGGUGGUGGUUGCGGUGGUUGUGAUGGUUGUGGUGGUGUUGGUGAUAGUGGUCGUGGUGUGGUAGGGGUGGGGAUGAUUGUUCAAGGUGGUGGUCGUGGUGGGGAUUGUAAUAGUGGUGGUAGUGGUGCUCGUGAUUGUCGUGGUAGUGGUGGUAGUGGUCCUGAUGGUGGUAGUUGUGGCGGUGGCAGUGCUUGUGGUGGUGGUGGUUGUAGUGAUGGUAGCCGACAUGGGGUCGUGGAGGUGCUCGUGCUGGUGGCCGUUGGGUUGGUGGCUGUGGUGGUGGCAGUGGUGCUGUUGGUGCUGGUGGAUGUGCUGUGGUGGUGUUGUAAUGGUGGCGACCGUGGUGUUGAUUUUGGGAGUGGUAGUGGUGGUGGUCGUGGUUGUGGUUGUGGUGGUCAUGGUUGUGCUGGUGGCCUUGUUGGUGGAGGUGCCGUUGUUGGCUGUAGUGGGGGUAGGGGUGGUGGUGGUGGUGGUUAUGGCUGUGGUGUUGGUGAUGGUGCGGGUGGUGGUUGUGGGGGUGGUGGUGAUAGUGGUCGUGGUGUGGUAGGGGUGGGGAUGAUUGUUCCGGGUGGUGGCCGUGGUGGUUGUGGUGGUGGUGGUGAUGAUG
This is a messenger RNA of Vigna unguiculata (cowpea), 1699 nucleotides long. The record is from RefSeq and is a predicted model, not a curated record. Lineage: Eukaryota; Viridiplantae; Streptophyta; Magnoliopsida; Fabales; Fabaceae.